This is a messenger RNA of Seriola dumerili (greater amberjack), 1264 nucleotides long. It is a transcript of the gene tmem134, whose product is annotated as transmembrane protein 134. The transcript has 9 exons. Lineage: Eukaryota; Metazoa; Chordata; Actinopteri; Carangiformes; Carangidae. The coding region runs from base 363 to 989 and encodes 208 amino acids. The record is from RefSeq and is a predicted model, not a curated record.
AUUAUUGUAUUACUUAGGAUAUCAGUGCUUAAAUCCAGGUUAUAUCAUCAGUUAUAGCUACUCAGUCUUGACAAGUGGAACAUAGUUAUGAGUUACUGGGGGUGGACUAGCAGUUUCACUCAUUUUUGGCUCAUUUUGAAUUUGCAUAAUAAAAUGUUUUUGCCUGAAGUGUUUUACAUAAUUUGAUUUUGCCAAAGGUUGCACAGGAUAAUAAACACAGACAUGAACAUAGUGGAAGGAAAACACAAGUUUUUUAUUUAUAUUUUCGAGUGUAUUGGCCUUAUCGUGAUCCCACAUUGGAGGUUUACCAGUUUACCAUGAGCAUCAAGCCACAGGACCUCAGGGUGUAAGAGGCAAUCACCAUGGCAACGCAGUUUAGUAUUGAUGAUGCCUUUGUGUUGGAGGGAGAUGAGGAGGGAGCUGUGUCAGACGGAGAGACAGAGGGAUGGAGGGGCAGAGACAAGGACAGAGAAGCAGGCGAGAUGACAUUUGGUCCUCUAUCUUUCUCUAAACCUCAGACUCAUCCCUCUCCCGCUGCGGCCAGCUCCCCUGAACACAGUAACCUGAAGUAUCAGAAUCUGGAAAAUGAAGAUGCUUUGGGCAACAAUGGCAAUUCCUCUUUCAAUAACUUCUUCAAAAUCAGUGACCCAGCAACUCUGUCUUACUGCAGCUCCCAGUGGUCCUUCAGCACCUUGAGUUCUGUCACGCAGCUUUCUGCACACUGCUGCGGGUGGGUGUCCCAUCCGCUGGUGAAGAAAAACAGAAGAGUUGUUCUGGCUUCAUUCCUUCUCCUCAUCACUGGAGUUGCUCUUAUUUUCACAGGUGUUGUCAUACAGCUGAAUCCAAAUGCAGGGGUAUCGAGUGCUAUUUUCUUUGUUCCCGGAUUUCUUCUCUUCAUCCCUGGAGUGUACCAUGUGAUAUACAUCAGCUGUGCUGUCCGUGGAAGAAGAGGCUUCAAAUUGUUCUACUUACCUUAUUUUGAAAAAUGACAUUUUAUGACACACUACAUUUCUCUGUUUGUUAUCUUAAAAUGAAUUGUAUUUUGUCACUUGUAACAAAAAUAUAUUGUCACAUUUCACAUUCUUUUUUCCUUGUCAUUGUAAUGACCACUACUAAUUUAACCACUCAGUACCUUGAGUAUGUUUCCACUACAUGAACUGACAUUGUUGUACGUGUACAUGAAAAAGAAGGAGAUUGGUCUCGCCUGUGUUUUCUAUGUGUGAAUAAUGACUGUGAAAUUACAAUAAAACUUUUGUAUAUUUUA